This is a messenger RNA of Lentinula edodes (shiitake mushroom), 1095 nucleotides long. RefSeq lists its product as uncharacterized. NCBI's taxonomy places the organism in Eukaryota, Fungi, Basidiomycota, Agaricomycetes, Agaricales, Omphalotaceae. The coding region runs from base 1 to 1095 and encodes 364 amino acids. The transcript is spliced from 8 exons. The record is from RefSeq and is a predicted model, not a curated record.
AUGUCAAAGCUGCUCCAUGAAGAUGAAACACCGUUUGUGCUUUCGGAAGAAGUAAAGACGCUAAUGAUGCGGAGGGAAACUCGUAUAUGGAAAGCUUCAUGGGACCGUGUUGCAAUGCUCUUCGAAACGGCAUUCAAGUUCAAGAAAGGGACAGGCAGUAAGGUUCGCAAGCACAACAAGAUACUGUAUCUUGCACUUAUGACCGAUUUUGGUUUUUACUACUUGGAUCCAACUAUGCGUACAGGCCUCAUGCAAGCUCUGUUCAUUGUUGAUGGAAUCUGCCAAAUUCUAUUCUAUAAUAAGAAAGCGCAUGGAGUUGACCAUGAGUUUCUGUUCAAUCCUAUCCCGCCUGCUACGGUGGCUUUUCUGUUCACACUGGCAAACGGAACAUUUUCUAAGCCAGUGAAACAUGUCACGCGGGUUGAUGAAUGGAUUGCCCUUGAUGAGAAGAAAACCAUGACGAUCAUGAAACGAUGGUAUUACCUGGGACAGAAGUAUGCCGGUGUUGGAGGUGUUACUGGUCCAGAGGAUGUCAAAAUGUCCCGAAAGGAUAGAAAGAACGCAGUUGCAGAGCUUCACGCUAUGAAGGUUCCUGACAUGAGUGAAGAUGACGAAGGUGAUGAAGAUGAUGAGGGAAAUGAUGGUGAAGAUGAUGAGGGUAGUGACGAUGAAUACAGGGACAAAAACAACGGCAAAGGUGACUACGGCAACAACAGUGAAGAUGACAACGGCAGCAACAGUGGAGGUGAGAACAGCAAAGAUGAUGAUAACAAUGGUGGCGGCGAGAAUAAAUAUGAGGAUGAGAUCAAUAAUGGUAUGGAGGGAGAUGAUGGUGGUCUGAUUGCGGAAGGUGGUAGCGGUAGAGCUAAUGGCUUCAACGUGGUGAAUCUUACUAAACCGCUGUCGCCGAUCUCACACCCUAGUCCAGAGGAAGAGUAUCCUGAAAGUCACCAUCGGACUCCUGCAGUGCCGUUGAAACUCAUUGAUUUGGACAAACCCGUCAUGAUAUCAAACGAGCCGACUAAUAUGGAAAUAGAGGAUGGGAUGCAAGGGACAGAGCCCGUCAAUGAGAUACCAGACAACAAAAGUCUAUGA